GGUUUGAGUUCGAAUGUGUGUGUGAGAAAGGCAAGGAGAAAAAUGAACUUAGAACUUGACUAGGCUUAAACUUUUUCUCUGGGCAAUUUGCACAGACAGGACCAACUGAGAGCAUCAGCUGAAUAUAUGAGAUAUGGAGGUUCAUAGGUGCGCAGGGUGGAGAGAGAUCUUGGUCCUCCUAAACCUGCUUGCAUGUGUGGUUGGACUGUCUGGACGCUGCAGUCUGUUUGGUCGCCAUCAUGUCCACACCUUUGACGGAGUGGUCUAUGAGUUCCCUGGAGACUGUAGCUAUCUACUGGCAGGAGACUGUCGCCAUCGCUCCUUCACUCUGUUAGGUGAUUUUGUCCAAGGGAAGAGGACCGGUGUGACUCUGUUUCUGGGGGAGGUCUUUGAGCUACAUCUGUCUGUCGAUGGACGCCUCUCCCAGGGAGAGAAAAGCCUGGCCUUGCCCUAUGCAUCUCACGCUGUCUUCGUGGGUACUGAGCUGGGCUUCUACAAGCUCUGGAGCGAUGAGUUUGGCUUCUCCGUUACCAUUGACAAUGCAGCCAACAUCGGGGUGACCAUGACCAAACACCAUGCCAACCACACCUGCGGUCUGUGUGGCAACUUCAACAGUGCUCCUGACGAUGAUUACACGGCACAGGAGGGCUUCCUGACAGAGGACAGUUAUGACUUUGCAAACUCCUGGGCUGUGAAAGGGGCAGGAGAACCAUGUCAUCGUGUCUCACCUCCCAGCCAAUCCUGUAACAGCACAGAAAAUACUCCAAUGGUGUUGUCCAGAUGCAGUGUGUUACGGACCUCCAGUGUUUUUCUGCACUGUGCCCACGUGGUUUCUCCCGAGGCCUUCCUGACCCUGUGUGAGGAGGAGGCGUGUCACUGUGGACAGGGGAAGGGGCCAGACUGUCACUGCGGAGUCCUAUUGGAGUACGCCCGGACCUGCCACGCCCACGGUGUACUGCUAAAUGGAUGGUUGGAGGAGAGCCAGUGUUUAGCCCCCAGGUGCCCCAUAGGGAUGCAGUACAGUGAGUGCAGCAAGUCCUGCUCUACAACCUGCCAGAGCCUCAACAUCCAGGAGGUCUGCAAGGAGGAGUGUGUGGACGGGUGCUCAUGUCCUGUGGGAAAGGUUUUGGAUGGGGAACGCUGUGUGGAGGUGUCUCAGUGUUCCUGUGUGCACAUGGGACGACACUUCCCUCCAGGUUCCAGCAUCUCUCAGGACUGCAACGUCUGUGUGUGUCGCCAUGGCUCCUGGGAAUGCACCAAUGAGGGCUGUCCUGGGGAGUGCCUGGUGAUGGGUCAGUCUCACUUCAAGACAUUUGAUAACAAGUUCUUCACCUUCACCGGCCAGUGCCAGUACCUGCUGGCCAGUGACUGUGCUGAAGGCCAGUUCUCCGUCAUUAUUGACACUGUGCAGUGUGCAGACGAGCAGGAUUCUGUGUGCACACGCUCAUUGACUCUCAGCCUGCCCUCCCUGGAGAACAUGACGGUGAAGCUGAAACAUGGAGGAGGGGUGUCUGUCAACGGCAUGGACAUCCAGACACCUCUCAACCACGGUCGCCUGCGCAUCCAGAGAUCGGUCCAGUCCGCGGUGCGCGUCAGGUUUGGAGAGAAUCUCCAUCUGGACUGGGACGGACGGGGCCGUGUGCUGUUGAAGCUGCAUCCCGUGUGGGCGGGGAAAACCUGUGGUCUCUGUGGGAACUACAACGGUAACCAAGGUGAUGACUUCCUGUCUGAGGCGGGGCUGGUGGAGGCGAGCCCGCAGGCGUUUGGCCAAUCGUGGAGGACCAGCGGAGAUUGUGAUCCCCCACAUAGACCAGAAACUGACCCUUGUGCUCUUAACCCUAAAAGAGUGCGUUUUGCUGAGGAGUCGUGUUCCGUGCUGAUGUCUGAGGCGUUUGGGCCGUGUCACUUUCUGGUGAACCCGGGCCCCUUCCUGCGGUUCUGCAGGUAUGAUGUGUGCGCGUGCUCCAGCAGCGAGGAGUGUCUGUGCUCCGCCCUUGCCUCCUACGCCGCCACCUGCGCCGCCAGGGGAGUGCUGCUGCACUGGAGGACACCCUCACUGUGUGAUCUGGGCUGCUCUAACGGCCAGGUGUACGAGGCCUGUGGGAGUGUAUGUGAGGGGUCCUGCCGGUCUCUCUCUGGGGCUGAGUCAGGCUGUGAGGGAGAGGCUGUGUGCGAGGAGGGCUGCUUCUGCCCCCCCGGACAGUACCUCAGCCACUCUGGAGAGUGUGUGACAGCUGACCAGUGUCCCUGCCUUCAUGACGGACAGAUGUACCAGCCCAACGACGUCUACGCUGACCACAACACUAUCUGCUACUGUGAGAACGGCUCCAUGCGCUGCAGCUCUAAUGAGAUGAGCAAUGCCUUGCUGUCUGACCUCUUCUACGACGACGACAAUCUCCCGCCCUCCAGAGAACGUCGGUCGGCCCCCUGCCCCCCCCCUCUGAAGCGUGUGGAGUGUGAGGGGGGGGAGGAGGGUCUGGAGUGUGCUCGUACCUGUCAGAACUUGGACCUCCCCUGCCUCAGUCUGGCCUGCAUCCCUGGCUGCCUCUGCCCCCCUGGCACGGUGAGCCAUCGUAGAGCAUGCAUCGCCCCGGAGCAGUGCCCCUGUUACCAUAACAACAAAGCCUUUAGCUCGGGAGAGACCAUCUCCAUGGACUGUAACACCUGCGUGUGCGAGAACCGGAAGUGGCGCUGUACGGAGAGGGUGUGUGAUGGGGUGUGUCGCACCGUGGGCGAGGGGCACUACGUCACCUUUGACGGCCUGAAGUACUCCUACCCUGGACUGUGCCAGUAUGUCCUGGUCCAGGACAUGUGUCAUGGGGAGGAGGGCUCCUUCCGCGUGCUGGUCGAAAACGAGGCGUGUGGAAUUGUGGGUCAACGCUGCGCCAAAGCAGUCACAGUCUACUACCAGGGAGGACUGAUCACUAUGCAGCACGGGGAGGUGAGGAUGCGGAGAGCGGUGUUGCAGGGCUCAGAAGUCGAGAUUGUUCGCUCUGGCCUGUUCUACAUCCUGCUGCUGGGGAAACACAUCUCUAUCAUCUGGGACCGGGGCACACGUCUAGUGGUCCACCUGUCUGCCUCCUACAGGGACCGGGUGUGUGGUCUGUGUGGUAAUUUCGAUGGCAAUGUCAACAACGAUCUCCUGGGCAGUAACAAUCAGCUGGAGGUCGCCUCCGCUCACUUUGGAAACUCCUGGAAGGUCAAGCCCAGCUGUGCAGACGCCACGCAGCCGGCCUCUCCCUGCAGUGACAAUAUAGUGAAGCUGAUGACAGUGGAGCAGUCGUGUCGCGUGCUGACAGGGCCUCUGUUCAGGGACUGUAACAGCCAGGUGGACCCUGAGCCCUUCAUGGAGAUGUGUGUGGAGGCCGCUUGCUCCUGCCCCUCCGUCGGAGACUGCGCCUGCUUCUGUGACGUCAUCGCGGCCUAUGCUCAGGCCUGUUCCGAGAGGGGCGUGGCCAUCAGCUGGAGGUCCAAUGAGCUUUGUCCUAUGAGCUGUGAGGCUCUGAAUGAGGCAGGGCCUGGUGUGGGGGAGGAGCUAUGCCAGUGGAGGUAUAACACCUGCGGUUCUGCCUGUUCAAUCACCUGCCAGCACCCGGACCCCCUCCACUGCCCCUUCACCUGUGUGGAAGGUUGCCAUGCCAACUGUCCCCCAGGUCAGCUAUUGGAUGAGGUGACCAUGCGCUGUGUUAACCCCUCCCAGUGCCAGAUGUGUGUCCAUGAGGGGCAAAUAAUCUCCCAUGGCAACAAGGUCAUCCUAAACCACAAUGACCUCCAGCACUGUCAGAUAUGCCACUGUGAGAACAAUACCUUGAGCUGUGAGGGUUGCCCCCCCCUGGACUUUCUCACCACGCCGGCCCCCACCCCUGGCCUGACUACGCCCAGCGCCCUGCUCCUCUCCACGGUGAUGCCCGAGAACAACUGCGAUCGCGCCAUGGACCUGGCCUUCCUAUUGGACGGCUCCACGGCGCUGAGCGAGGAAGACUUUGAGGCGCUGAAGCUGUUCAUUCUGGGUGUGGUGGAUCGCUUCCGCAUGGGCUCCGCUCACACUCGCGCCACUGUGCUGCUAUAUCACUCCGGGGUCAAGACCUAUGACAUGCAGGUCCAGAAGUGGCUGUUUAAGAAGACCGUGAGAGAGUUGCAUUACAGCGGGGGAGAUGCAGCCUUCCUGGAUGAGGCUAUUAAGUACCUGGCCAUCAACAUCUACGACAAGAACAAGCGCGAUAACGCCGGCCGGGUGGCCAUCAUUCUGACGGCCAGUAAGAACCCUCGCUCCCUCCGCUCCACCAUCAAGCUGCUCCGCAAGAAGAGCAUCACCACCCUGACCCUGGCGCUGGGGCCUGAGGCGGACAUGGCCCAGGUGAGCGAGAUCACCAAGUCCAGCCCGGACAGCCGGGCCUACAUCCUGAGCAGCACAGCUGAGCUGCCCUCACGCCUCCUGGAGGUCUCCGACCACCUCUGCACCCUGGGGAUGGAGCCCGAGGGGGCCAAGCCUCCCCCGCCGAAGCCCACCGCCGCUAAGCCUAGCCUGGGCACCACCACCACCACUCAGCCCCCCCUCCUGGAGCCGGUCCCCACACAUCACUCCCCCAGCACCCUGACCCCUACCAGACCUGGUGGGCUGGCCCCUGUGACCACCACCUCCACCCCCAUCUCUAAAGACGUGACCUUCAUCCUGGAGGGCUCCGACACGGUCGGUGAGACGGGUUUCAACCAGUCUCUACACUUCCUGGAGGAAGUGAUCUCACAGCUGACCGAGAAGGAGGAGUCCAUUCGCAUCACCGUUAUCCAGUACUCAGUCACGGUCACCGUGGAGAUCAAGCGCUGGGAGGUGCGUAGGCAGAGGCAAGCGUUGCUACAGCGACUGCGGGAGAUCCGUUGGCGGGGCGGGGCCGCGACUAACACGGGCGCCGCCGUUACCUCGGUCUACCAGGAAGUGGCUACAGAACAGCCCAGAUCCCCUUCCACCCCACCCCAGCUGGUGUUCCUGGUGACAGAGAACCCCCCCACCGACACUGUGAUGCGCCCCCCGUCCACCCACACGCAGACACGCGUGUACCCCAUCGGGGUGGGGCCACGCCUGCGCGAGGUCGACCUUCUGCCCCUCAGCGCUCCGGAGCGCCCCCUGAUGGUGGAUGACUACAGCCAACUGAGGACCCUGGUCCAGCGAGUCAUCAACAUCACACACACCAAAUACACACCUCGCUCCCCCACGCUGCCUCCGCCCCUCCUCCCCACGCUGGGCCCCCAGACCACCCUGCCCCCCUCAGGUAAACGACACACACACCUGUGUGAAAAAAAAUAUGUGCCAUGCACGGCGCCCAUGGACGUGCUGUUCCUGCUGAGGCCUCAGGGGGACGGACAGUUUGAGGACAUGAAGACGUUUGUGAAAGGCUUCGUUAACAGUGCCAACAUCGGUCAGAACGACACCCAGGUGGGUGUGGUGCUGUAUGGGAAGAGCAGCACUGUGGGGGUGUCUUGGAAGGAGGAGCAGAGCAGAACACAUCUACUGGACCUGGUCGACAAACUACCCAGGAAGACAACCACUGCCCCUGCACUGGGUGCUGGCUUGCGAUUUGCUGUUCAGACGGCCAUCUCCCCAGCGAGUGGGGGGCGAGUGGGUGUGGCCAAGGUGGUGGUCAUGUUGGUGAUUGACAAGUCAUCUGAUGACGUCCAGGAAGCCUCUAAUGAGGCACUGACUGCAGGGGUAUCCGUGUUCCCUAUUGGGAUCGGCCCCGACUAUGACAGGACCGAACUGAGCGUGCUUGGCGGUCAUGGCAACCACCACAACACCAUGCAUCUGAACAGUAUGGAACAGCUACUGAUGCUGCUGAGCCUAGACCAUGGUUUUACAGAGCGACUCUGUAGAGCCGGUCCUCCAGGAGUGUGUGUGGAUGAUGAGGGGAAGGAGAGGAAGCCUGGCGAGUCGUGGCUGUUGGAGGACGGCUGCCACUCGGUGCGGUGCCACCCCAGCGGAGCGGUCACGGUCCAGAGCCACAAGGUGAACUGUGACAGGCUGGAGCCCCCAGUCUGCAGGAACAACCUGCCUCCGGUCAGAGUCCAGGAGACCUGCGGCUGCCACUGGGAGUGUCCCUGUAUGUGCAUGGGCGGUGCCAGCCAUCAUGUGGUCAGGUUUGAUGGCAUGGCCCUGAGGCUUGACGAGGAGGGUCUCUGCUCCUACACGCUGCUUGCCGUUGCCAACGGGACAGGGACAGGGUCAGAGGUCAAGCUGCACAGUGGGCCCUGUCAAGGAUCGGCCAAUCACGACCAGAUCUGCAUGAGAGCUAUGGAGGUGUCGCACGGAGCCAGCACACUGCUGCUGAAGGAUGACAUGACGGUAACCAUGGACAGCGAAGUGCUCCGUCUGCCGUGGAGGUCUGGGGGUCUGGAGGUGGUGAGCUAUGGAGGAGUGAUGCUGCACCUGGCUUCAGACCGUGGCUACGUACUGACCUUCACACCGCAGAGCAACGAGUUCACCGUCACCCUCCACACCUCCGCUCUGAAACACCCCACCCUGGGGCUCUGUGGUUCCUGCGAGGAGGAAAAGGUUGACCAGCUGUCGCUCCGCAACGGCACCUCCACGAGCGACCAAGCCGGGUUCGUCUCCGAUUGGACGGCGGCCGGGGCGGGAGGCGUGUGCGUGCCGAGGCAGAAGGCGGUGUGUGUGUCUGGGGCCACGCUGGGCUGUCAGGCCCUGCGUUCGGAGGUGUUUGCCGCUUGUCACCCUGUCGUCCCCAUCCAGCUGUUCCUGGCCCGAUGUGAGGAGCAGGCCUGUCAGGAGACGGACGUGUGCGAGCUCAUCUCCACCUACACACAGCUCUGCCGACAGGCAGGAGUGUGUGUGGAAUGGAGGAGCCCUCAUCUCUGCCCCAUGCAGUGUCCCAGCUCUAUGGAGUACGAUGGGUGUCGGACAGGGUGCGUGGAGGACUGCAGCAGUAUCGGCUCCUCCCCCGGUGAUUGGGGCGCUCCCAGGACCAAUCAGUCCCUGUGUAUGGACACACCCACGGAGGGCUGCUUCUGCCAUGGAGGAACUGUGUUGCAUAAGGGGCGCUGUGUGUCGCCAGAGGCCUGCAGCCAGUGUGUGGACCGGCACGGAUACACACACCCGUACUUCCAUACCUGGACACCUGAUGAUAACCCAUGUCAGAUCUGUAUGUGUCUGGACCAACAACGCAUCAACUGUACCGCUAGGCCCUGUACUGAUGCCAAACCUCCAGAGUGUGGAUCAUGUGAGGUUCUGAGAGAGAGGAGGGACUCCAAAUGCUGUCCUGAAUACGAGUGUGUGUGUGAUUCGGUGAACUGUGAGCUUCCUGAGGUGCCCCGUUGUGAAGACGGCCAGUCUGUUGUGCUGCAGAACCCUGGAGAGUGUCAGCCCAUACACCAGUGUGUCUGCAAAAAGGACGAGUGUGCUCUCCAAGCUCCGCCCACCUGCCCGUCCCACCGCAGGCUGUCAGUCAAAAAGACGCAGUGCUGUGAUGUGUUUGAGUGUGCGUGCGACUGCCGUAACUCCUCCCACUCCUGCCCACCGGGUUACAUCACUUCCUCGUCCACCAACGACUGUGGCUGCACAGAGACCACAUGUCAGCCUGAUAAGGUGUGUGUCAUAGGGGGCGUGGUGUAUCCGGUGGGUAGCCAAUGGGAGGAGUCGUGUGAGAGGUGUACCUGCACCCAGCAGCAGGACCCACACACCCACCUGCACAUCGCCCAGUGUACACCACCUGUCUGUGACCAAAGCUGUCCCCAGGGCUCCUCGUACACCUCCUCAGAGGGGGAGUGCUGUGGAAAGUGCCGGAGGACCAGCUGUGUGGAGACAGAGGGAGAAAUGCUCGGGGACUCACUUAUGGCGGUGCUGACCAGACAGGUAGGGGAGGUGUGGCCCUCCCCAGGGGAGAGGUGUGUGCAGAAUCAGUGUGUGAAGAUGGGUGGUGAGGUGUUUGUGUCCAGCUCCAACGUCAGCUGUCCUCUGAUGGACACUCCAUCCUGCCCUCUGGGAUCUGAGCUCCGCUGUGACAACCAGGAGUGCUGCCCACGCUGCUACUGUGCUCCCCUGGACGCGUGUGUGCUGAACCACACUGUCAUAGGAGCAGGGGAGAGACUCAUGGUGGAUGUGUGUACUCAUUGUGAGUGCUCGGUGGACAAAGGAGCAGUUAAGAAAUACAGACUGGCCUGCAGGAGGAUCAGCUGCCCCAUCUGCCCUGAGGGCUACGUUCUAGAGCAACAGCCCGACUCCUGCUGCGGUCGGUGUGUCCCCACCAUCUGCAUCAUCCAGCGCCCAGACGGCAAGGUGGUGUCUGUGGAGGUGAACAGCACUCGGGAGGAUGGCUGUAGUGUUUACUCCUGUGGAGUGAACCAGAAGGGAGACCUGGUUCUACAGACGAAAGUGACCACCUGCCCCCCCUUGAACCGCCAGCUUUGCCUGGAUGAAGGGGGGAAAGUCAGCCAGCUCGGCACCAGCUGCUGUGAGAUGUGUACAGAGCCAGAGUGUAGAAGGACUGUGGGGAUGUUGAACUUCAUCAAGGUGGAUGACUGCCAGUCCGAGCACCAGAUAGAACUGCACUAUUGCGAGGGUAAGUGUCGGAGUAAGUCCAUGUAUUCUCUGGAGAGGAGCGGAGUGGAACAGGAGUGUGUGUGCUGUUCUGCCAUGGAGACAGAGCCUGUGAGUGUUCCCCUGCGCUGUGCCAACGGAACCCAGAGCCAGCACACCGUCCUGUCCGUCACUCGCUGUGACUGUCACUCUCAACACUGCACCGAGACAAAUAUCAUGUAGACAUGAAAUAAUUUCAAGUGUUUAUACAGUAUGCGUGUACUCUAUCUAGUGUGUGUAUAUUGUAUGUCUGCACUGUGUAUCUGUGUGUGUAUUUGUAUAACCAAAUAAAUAUUCUUGCAGAAAAACUAUAAAGAUGACAUAGAUUCUCAAGCAUUUUUUAUGCACGA
Molecule: messenger RNA, 8931 nt
Organism: Osmerus eperlanus (European smelt)
Lineage: Eukaryota; Metazoa; Chordata; Actinopteri; Osmeriformes; Osmeridae
Gene: vwf
Product: von Willebrand factor
Exons: 53
Coding region: 134-8764 (2876 amino acids)
Cellular component (GO): extracellular matrix
Molecular function (GO): protein binding
Source: RefSeq, a predicted model, not a curated record